AUGCCGGUGUCGUUACAGAGUAUUUUGAGCGUAGUCUCACGCGUAAAGGAGGCUGCUGCUUCAUUUCGUAAUCCCGUUUUCCGAAACUAUUUCGUGAGCAAGGCCGAAGAGGAAUUGCAAUUGUUACGUGCGAAGGGUUCAUCGAUGUCUUCCUCCGAAUUGGAGGCGCGUCUGCGUUCGAAUACAGAUUUAGAGGCAGUAUUAAAGCGACAGAGCACCGUUCACAAUCUCUAUUACGGCAUUGAGUCCCGUGUGGAGAAGUAG
Molecule: messenger RNA, 264 nt
Organism: Babesia sp. Xinjiang
Lineage: Eukaryota; Apicomplexa; Aconoidasida; Piroplasmida; Babesiidae
Exons: 2
Coding region: 1-264 (87 amino acids)
Source: RefSeq, a predicted model, not a curated record